Messenger RNA from Rhizopus microsporus ATCC 52813, 1008 nucleotides. RefSeq lists its product as uncharacterized. The record is from RefSeq and is a predicted model, not a curated record. The transcript has 3 exons. Bases 1 to 1008 code for a protein of 335 amino acids. NCBI's taxonomy places the organism in Eukaryota, Fungi, Mucoromycota, Mucoromycetes, Mucorales, Rhizopodaceae.
AUGGUUUUAUCUUGUCUAGAGCAAAGCUCAUCUUCACACAUUGACGACGAGCCACAUGCAUUUGACCUGACUUGGAGAAAUUAUUUACCUUCAGUUUCACAAUUCUGUUGCUGUUUCCAGAAACAAGCCAUUCGACUUGACGACGACGAUCCACUAAUCGAACCCAUUUACUACAAUGACCAUACUCUUUAUCGAGGAGAAGCACUACAGAACUACUUAAAUAACCCCAGAGACUGGGAAUUUGAGUCUGUGCUCAGCCAGAACGACUUGCCUCAGUUUGUGACCAGAAAUCCGUUUGGAACCAGCAAGAAAAAGACAGCAAAAAAGAAAAAGAGACAACAACGUCAGGAACGACCGGUUGUGAUGGAAACCGAUCUAGAGGAUGGCGAUAUCCAUGGAUACGACAUUCAAGAAGGUAUCGAGGAUGCUGAAUUUCUAGCAGAUGAUCAAAUUGCUCAUUUAGCCUAUAAUAGGCAUAGCAAGAACAUGGAUCAAUACGGAGAAGAUAUAUAUUAUAAUCAGAUACAGGGCCCUAUCGUACAAGAGAUGCAAACAUCUAAAGAAUUUUAUGCUCCAAGGACAAUGCCUGAUCUAUCCAACUCAUCCAACCUUCAACCUGAAAAUUCGACGAUUCAGACGAUAUUACAUGACCAAUUGAAUGACCUGACAGAUAAACUGUCAUUUAUAAAACAAAACAUGGGUCAAAAAGAAGAAGAAGAAGCGGACAGAACAACACUACACACACUGAACCCACAAGAAGAACAAAAUAGGUCAGUAUCCGAUAUCGACUCCGUCAUAGCCUCCGAGGCAUUGGAAGAAUACGAAAAUUCAAGAAGAUAUUCAACUGGUGACGAACUUCAUAUUCCUUCUUUGGCUGAUAAUACCCCAUUUGUAUCCGACCAUCAUCCUUUUAGUUACUUUGAAGACCAAGCACAUGAAGACCAAGACGAGAAUACGAGUGGACUAAAAAAUAUGUUGAACCUUGGUAAAAGGUUCUUUAGAGCUUAG